AAAAUCUACUAACUGCUGACAGGAAGUCGUCAGCACGCUCAUACGUCACUUCACUCCAAUACGGAAGAGGUCGUCAUCGUUAAGGCUGUGAGUUGGAAGCACGGAUAUGUCGUGGAUAAAAGAAGGCGAGUUGUCCCUGCUUGAAAAGAUUUCUGCCAAUAUCCUAAAGGCAGGACCCAUGCCUAAACAUGUGGCCUUCAUCAUGGAUGGUAAUCGACGUUUUGCACGUAAGAAAAACAUGGAACGGCAGGAAGGACACAUGCAGGGCUUCAACAAGCUGGCAGAGACACUACGUUGGUGCAAGCAUCUGAACAUCCCAGAGGUGACGGUGUAUGCCUUCAGCAUUGAGAACUUCAAGCGCACCGAAGAUGAGGUGGAUGGUUUGAUGGAGCUCGCCAGGCAGAAGUUUGAAAGGCUGCUGGAGGAACAUGAAAAUCUAGAGAAACAUGGCGUUUGUAUCCGAGUGCUGGGCGACUUGAAUAUGCUGCCACUUGACCUUCAACAGCUUAUUGCCAAAGCCGUGUUCACAACCAGGAAUCACAAUAAGUGUUUUGUCAAUGUGUGUUUUGCCUACACAUCAAGAUAUGAAAUCACCAAUGCAGUCAGGGAAAUGGCAUGGGGAGUAGAGCAAGGCCUGAUCAAAGGAAGUGAUGUGUCGGAGGCAUUGCUAAGUGAGUGUCUGUACAGCAAUAACUCACCAAAUCCUGAUUUGCUCAUCCGCACCUCUGGAGAGGUGCGCCUCAGCGACUUCCUUCUUUGGCAGACCUCUCACUCCUGCCUAGUAUUUCAGUCCGUUCUGUGGCCAGAGUACUCAUUCUGGAACCUGUGUGAAGCCAUUCUGCAGUAUCAAUUAAAUCACAAAUCCAUCCAGAAAGCUAGAGACCUCCAUCGAGAGCAUCAGGCUCUGCAGCAGCUAGAAGCAGAUCGUGCUUGUGUAGCAGAGCUCUUGCAGCAUCACAGCAAUGGAAAGCCCGUCGAUAGCCAGAGAAGACAAGAGGCGCUACUACACUACACUUCCUGCCGGGAAGAACGAGUUCGAGACUUCCUAGAAGCACUGAAGCACAAAAGAGACUCUUUCUUUUCUGACUUAUGCAGUGAAUCCUUGUUGGCCUAAGAAUACAUAGAAGAACAAAUUCUCUGAAGCGGGGACGAAGCCUCUCCUAUGUCCUCUUCCCAAAAGGGCUUCUGUGGAAAAGGGAAGAGCAAGCAGUAACUGGGAGCGGUUUUAUUUUGUUGCUGAUUCAUAUAAGAGGGCAGUUUUACCCCUAUGGGGCUGUAGAAUAAUCCUGCUAUUUAUGAUUGUAGAUUUAAAAACUCUAAUAGGUGGAAAUGACUGGUCAAGAUGUAGUUAAAUCAUCGUAUAAACUGUCAGUUAAAUGCAUGCCGUUGAACGGAAGGUCAUUUUAUGCGAGUGAAAGCCACGGAUCCUGUGUUUCGGUUCCAAAACAUUCGUCCACAGAACUUUUAAAUUGUUGUUGAAGCAUAAAGUGUUGUUUGUUGACUGUGAUUUUUGAUUACAUAACUAUAUUUUGACCAGCUUUCUGGAACAAAAUAAAAUGAUUACUGUAUGUCAGAUAUGAUUAUUAAAUGAUGUGAAAUUCU
Pundamilia nyererei is the source of this 1602-nucleotide messenger RNA. RefSeq names its product dehydrodolichyl diphosphate synthase (gene dhdds). NCBI's taxonomy places the organism in Eukaryota, Metazoa, Chordata, Actinopteri, Cichliformes, Cichlidae. Gene Ontology annotation, cellular component: dehydrodolichyl diphosphate synthase complex; endoplasmic reticulum. The record is from RefSeq and is a predicted model, not a curated record. The coding region runs from base 107 to 1114 and encodes 335 amino acids. Gene Ontology annotation, molecular function: ditrans,polycis-polyprenyl diphosphate synthase [(2E,6E)-farnesyl diphosphate specific] activity. The transcript is spliced from 9 exons. Gene Ontology annotation, biological process: polyprenol biosynthetic process.